AUGGAGCGAAAAUCCCGACGCGACGUGUGUGGCCCGCGCGCCAAGGAACGCUCCCGCUCGCGCGGUGGAGCCGCGCCGCCGCCGCCGUCGUCUAACAUUUCAGCCGCGUCGCCUAUGGCAGACCGGUCCAGGAGUGGCUCUCGCUCGCGUAGCGAUCGAGCCCCGGGACCGGGAGCCGAAGAUAGCGGUUUUAAAAGUGAUUUAAGUAAACAGCUCUCGUCGCGGUAUACGGCUGGCGUAUACCCCGUCGCAGCAGUCCCCCACAACCCCUCCCCUGCUGAGGAAAUAACUAUUGAUUAUCAUAUGUUGCGUACUGACCCCGAGGUCACCGGUGUAGUGAUUAAUGUUUGUGAUAGUGAUAACGAGGAACGAUCGAGUGCUAGCGGAAGCGAUUUAAGGUCGCAGCUCUCGUCGCGUCAUGCGGACGACGAGAGCGCCCUUGUCGCCACCCCGCACCGACCUCAAAUGCACCAAAUAAGUCAAAGCCUAGUAAGUACUGAUUUACAUACAUAUCAAAGUGAUAACCCUGCUCAUGGGCGCGACCCCGAAGAGUUGCUCGCGUACCUGGAAGGUGACCUGCGGCCAUCGCAGCCCAUAUCCGCGCGAGCCGGCUAUGAGAUGGAUGCGCUUUUUGUUGCGCAGACUCUCAUAGGCCGGUACGCUACGGACGGGCUCGCACGAGCUAUGUGCGAAUAUCUCGCGCAGACCCGCAGGCGCCUUUUAGAGCAGGGUAUACUAACGUCACCUUUAUCCAGUGACGAACAUAAUACGCUCGCCGAAGCUAGGCGAGCGCAUAAUUAUUCGUUACGCCGCCCGCCGCCGCCGGACUCUGAUGAGGACGCCGCCGGGACGGCACCCAAGCGUGUCUGUGCGCAGACGACGCCACCUAACAUAAAUACACAACAUAAUAUUAAUAUACAAGAUACGAUACCGCAACCGCAGGCACCGCGUCGUCGUCGCCUGGCGGAUGCGCCCAUGGGCAUGACGCCUACCAUGGCGCCCCCCACACCCCUCCAUGUGUCGGCUCUAACAACGCCGCAGGACACGGCGGCUUUGAACAUAGCGAUGAUCGCCUCGCCCAUGAGCAUGGCGCCUACCACGGUGCCCCUCGCACCCCCCCAUGUGACGGCUCAAACGAAGCCGCAGGACACGGCGGAUUCAAACAUAGCGAUUACAAACAUCAAUCUACGACGCGCAGUGGAGGCCCCCCGCUACGUUAGGAACGCCACCAUAGCGCGAGACUUGAGGAUGGAGUCCAUCGACGAGUUCGUCGCACGGCUCACCAAGGGGAUCGCCUCGGUGGGCCUCCCCCGGGGCCACCGGGGGUCUCACCCGGCGGAGCUUGACCGCGAGCCGCGCAGCUGCCCGAAAUCAACGAUCAAGACACCAGGGCCAAGACGACAAUACUCGUUGGCCCCAAACCACCGGAUUUGA
This is a messenger RNA of Pieris macdunnoughi, 1434 nucleotides long. The record is from the annotation of a GenBank genome assembly. Lineage: Eukaryota; Metazoa; Arthropoda; Insecta; Lepidoptera; Pieridae.